Arxiozyma heterogenica is the source of this 498-nucleotide messenger RNA. RefSeq names its product E2 ubiquitin-conjugating protein UBC7 (gene UBC7). The transcript has a single exon. Gene Ontology annotation, cellular component: endoplasmic reticulum; cytosol. The record is from RefSeq and is a predicted model, not a curated record. Bases 1 to 498 code for a protein of 165 amino acids. NCBI's taxonomy places the organism in Eukaryota, Fungi, Ascomycota, Saccharomycetes, Saccharomycetales, Saccharomycetaceae.
AUGUCUAAAACUGCUCAAAAGAGACUGCUGAAAGAAUAUCAACAGUUGGUUAAGGAUCCACCACCUGGGAUCGUGGCUGGUCCAAAGGACGAAGAUAAUUUAUUUCUCUGGGAUUGUUUGAUUCAAGGUCCUCCAGACACACCAUAUGAAGGUGGUGUGUUUAAUGCUCAGUUGGAGUUUCCCAGGGAUUAUCCUUUAUCUCCACCAAAAUUAACUUUUACACCAAGUAUCUUACAUCCAAAUGUUUACCCAAAUGGGGAAGUCUGUAUUUCCAUUUUACAUGCCCCUGGUGAGGAUCCAAAUAUGUAUGAAUUGGCCGAAGAAAGAUGGUCACCUGUGCAAAGUGUAGAGAAAAUUUUAUUGAGUGUGAUGAGUAUAUUAAGUGAACCAAAUAUUGAAAGUGGAGCAAAUAUCGAUGCAUGCAUUCUUUGGAGGGAUAAUAGGUCGGAAUUUGAGAGACAGGUUAAACUUAACAUUUUAAAAUCCUUAGGGUUUUGA